Dichotomopilus funicola is the source of this 1305-nucleotide messenger RNA. RefSeq lists its product as uncharacterized. NCBI's taxonomy places the organism in Eukaryota, Fungi, Ascomycota, Sordariomycetes, Sordariales, Chaetomiaceae. Gene Ontology annotation, molecular function: O-methyltransferase activity. Bases 1 to 1305 code for a protein of 434 amino acids. The transcript is spliced from 3 exons. The record is from RefSeq and is a predicted model, not a curated record.
AUGUCCAUGCACCCACCCGCCCGUCUGCACGCCCUCCUGGAGGACGUCCGCCGGGAACUCGACGCCUACACAGCCGACAGCACCCAGGACAACUACCGGGCCGUGCAGCACACCAUCCGCCGUCUCCAAGCCGGCGCCAGCUCCCCUGCCGACACCCUGUUUACCUUUCGGUUCCAGAUUGUCGAGCACAUUGGCGUCAUGAUGUUGCUCGAGCUGGGAAUUCUGGAUGCUCUUGUUAAGCAUGAGGGUGAGGGUGAGGGUGUUACGGCUGCGCAGUUGGCUGGGGAGACGGGUGUUGAGGAGAGUUUGGUUGUCCGCCUCCUCCGCCUGGCCAGCGCCCUCCACUUCAUCGACCACCCCACCUCCCAAACCUACCUUCCUAACCCCAUCACCACCUCCCUCGUCCGUCCCGGCUGGAAGGCCGCCCUGGCCUGGAUGGAACUGAUCUACCCCGUAGCCGGCCAAAUCCGCUCCUUUCUCUCCUCCACCCAGUUUGGCCGGAUUGACAAGUCUAACUCCUCUUCUAACUCCUCUUCUACCUCUGACUCUGUCCUUGCUAGCCCUGCUUCAACUCCCUUCACCUUCGGCCACGGCGGCAAGUCGCUAUGGCAGGUGAUGGAUGAACAGCCCGAGCACAAGCGCAACUUUGACCUGUGGAUCCAAGAGCGCAAGAAAUACGACGAGACCCGCUGGGUAGCACGGUACCCGCCCCUGGCAACGCUUCGGUCGCAGCAGUUGCUGCAGAAGCAGCCGCAGGAACCGCAGGAAGGUAACAACGAUUCCGUGUUUAUGGUCGAUGUAGGCGGGAUUAGUGCGGUGCAGCUGGGCCGCCUGCGGACCCAACUGCCCGAGCUGCAGGGCCGGUGUAUCCUGCAGGUCCCGCCUGACAAGGCGAAUGUGAUGAAUCAGACGGCUGAGGGGGUGGAGGUGAUGACUUAUGAUUUGGCGACGGAACAGCCGGUGAAAGGCGCCCGCUUCUACUACCUAAACAACAUCUUCCACAACCUGCCCGACACCGCCUGCAUUUCCAUCCUCCGUAUUCUCCUGCCCGCACUCAAACCAGGCUACUCCACGAUCCUCAUCGACGACUACGUGCUCGCAACCCACAACACGCCCCUCCGCAGCGCAGUGACAGAUAUCCAUGUCAUGGCGAUGUUUAAUGCGGCCGACCGGACGGGGGAGCAGUAUGAGAGGAUCUUUGCUCAGGCUGCUGGUGGGGAGGGGAGAAGGAAGUUGGAGGUUACCGGGUGGUAUCCGGCUGGGGUGAAUGAUGAGUGUGUUAUUGAGUUGGGGGUGAAGGAAUAG